Molecule: messenger RNA, 1156 nt
Organism: Tinamus guttatus (white-throated tinamou)
Lineage: Eukaryota; Metazoa; Chordata; Aves; Tinamiformes; Tinamidae
Source: RefSeq, a predicted model, not a curated record
UACAGCAUGGCCCAAACAGAGAAGAAGGGUGGAUUGCUCCGGAAGUCUUCAGCCUCCAAGAAGCCAUUGAAAGAGAAGGUCGUGUUGAUGUACGAUGAGAUUUUCACGACAGAAGAUCCCAGUAAAUGCAACCCCAGGUUUUGGGAAGAGCUGUUUCUUAUGAAGGUUAACUUGGAAUAUCUGGAAGGCAAGCUAGAGGCCCUGGAUGGGGAAGAGUUGAUGAAGAUAAAAGAUAACAUCAACUGCUUGUUCCAGCACUGCAUCCAGGCACUGGCUGAGGAGCACCCAAUCAGAGUGGUCAAUGCACUACAGACUUUGUGUGCAUUGAUUCGGGGUGUCCAUCAGAAGAACAAAUCCACCUCUGGGUUUGACAUAAUCAACAUGCUUGUGGGUUUUGAUAAGGCAGAGCUCUGUAUGAAGAAUCUGAUGGAGAGCUUGGACUCGCUGCUCUGUGCAGAAGGUUCUGAAAGCCUCAAAAGUUUGUGUCUAAAGCUACUUCUCUGCUUGGUGACGGUGACAGAUAACAUUAGCCAGAACACCAUCCUGGAGUAUGUGAUGAUUAACAGUAUCUUUGAAGCUAUUUUACAGAUUCUGUCCAGCCCACUUAGUCGCAGGGAACAUGGCUAUGAUGCUGUUGUCCUUCUUGCCUUGUUGGUCAACUACAGAAAGUAUGAGUCAGUGAAUCCCUACAUUGUGAAGCUUUCCAUUGUUGAUGAUGAGCCCACACUUAAUGGAAUGGGACUUGUUAUUGCCCAGGCUUUAUCAGAGUACAACAGGCAGUACAAAGAUAAAGAAGAGGAGCACCAGAGUGGCUUCUUCUCAGCCCUAACCAAUAUGGUGGGCAGCAUGUUCAUAGCAGAUGCUGAUGAGAAGAUAUCAGUCCAGACAAAUGAAGCAAUUCUUCUGGCCCUCUAUGAAGCUGUUCACUUAAACAGAAACUUCAUCACAGUCUUGGCACAGAGCCAUCCCGAGAUGGGGCUGAUGACAGCACCGACCAGCCCAGUUCCAACAACACCUGUCACUCCGCUCGGAACAACCCCGCCUUCCUCAGAUGUUAUAAGUUCUGCAGAGCUGCCUUUGGAUGCUGAUGUACAAACCAGCAACCUGCUGAUAACCUUCUUGAAGUACAGCUCAAUUGUGAUGCAGGACACAAAAG